Molecule: messenger RNA, 1931 nt
Organism: Gavia stellata (red-throated loon)
Lineage: Eukaryota; Metazoa; Chordata; Aves; Gaviiformes; Gaviidae
Gene: CLDND1
Product: claudin domain containing 1
Exons: 5
Coding region: 122-877 (251 amino acids)
Cellular component (GO): membrane
Source: RefSeq, a predicted model, not a curated record
CAUUUCAUGCUGUCUGCUUACCACGGGACACAAACAACACUGUGUCUCUGAAGUGAUCUGGAAGCAUUGGAGCUGUGUGUCCUGAGGGACUCCUGGAGACCUCUGAAGCAGCAAGGGCGCAAUGAUGGAUAACCGUUUUGCUACAGCGCUAGUAAUUGCCUGUGUUCUCAGCCUCAUCUCCACCAUCUAUAUGGCAGCUUCCAUUGGCACCGACUUUUGGUACGAAUACCACACCCUGUCCCCAGCUGAGAAUGUUAGUGAAGCUGGUAGGAGCAUCUGGGAGGAAUUUGUCAGCGAAGAGGCAGAUGAGAAGACCUACACAGAUGCGCUCUUCCGGUGCAACGGCACGGUUGGAUUGUGGCGGAGGUGUAUCACUGUACCCAAAAACUCUCACUGGUACAGCCCACCAGAAACUGAUAUGACUACAAACUGCAUCAGUUUUUCUCUCUCUGAUCAGUUUAUGGAGAAGUACAUAGAGCCUGGAAAUCACAAUAGUGGCACGGAUUUGAAUCGGACUUAUCUCUGGCGAUUGCAGUUUCUCCUGCCCUUUGUCAGCCUUGGCCUCAUGUGCUUUGGGGCUCUGAUUGGGCUCUGUGCUUGUGCCUGUCGCAGCCUGUACCCUGCCAUUGCCACCGGAGUCCUCCAUUUCCUAGCAGGGCUUUGUACGCUGGGCCUGGUUGGCUGCUACGUAGCUGGGAUUGAGCUGCUCCAUAAGAAGCUGCCCCUGCCUGGUGAUGUGAGGGGUGAAUUCGGCUGGUCCUUCUGCCUGGCCUGUGUCUCGGCGCCUUUGCAGUUUAUGGCAGCUGCUCUCUUCAUCUGGGCGGCUCGCACCAACAGAAAGGAAUUCACUCUCUUGAAAGCGUACCGUGUAGCAUAAGUGCUGCUACCCAAGUAUUGGGUUUCCAUGUUAUAGCUUCUUCUCUCCCCAACCCUUACUACUUUUUUCUUUUAGUCAGAAUUUUACACUGUACUGUGUGCUUCUUGCCAGUUGAGACAAUUUAGCCUGCAGGCCCUGAAGACAAAGACCUCUGGGCUAAAUGACCAAACUCUGCCAGAAGUCUGCAGAACUUGAACAGGUUUUUAAAUUGUUUUUUUUUUUAAGAAUUAUUAUUAUUAUUAUUAUUUUUUAAGCUUCAUUUGGUUGUUGAAUAUCCCCUUGGUUAGGUGUACAUGCCCCUUCCUAAUUUUAUUACCCUGUCAGCCUGGUGGAAAUAGGAGUGGUGGUGUGGGGUGGAAGAGAUAGGAAAAGAAAAGAUGCAGGUAGGCAAGAAUGGGAACCGCAGCAGUGCACGAAUAAUAAAUAUUGGGAGCUCUCUGCUGUGUGACCCAAGCAGGCAGUACCUAUGGAGAGCACCCAAGAGACGGGGAACUCGGAAACCUCUGUUAUGGAAAUACUGUAGCUAAAUCAGCUUAGCUUUGGGUCUCUUAUUCUCACUACUUUGCUACUUUUUGUGGCUUCUGCCAAAACUGAUCCAGGCAGAGAACGGCCGGCUGUGGGAGGGAGUUCCUGCACAGCACACCAUCCUGAACGCAGGCUCUGCGCUUGCUUUUGCCGAGGAGCGGGAUAAGUUGGCCCACGUGGAGCUUUGUGCUGCUCUAGCUACACUGCUUCCAGGACCCAGGCUAGUUUGGUACUGCACUACAUGUGAUUGUGCACUCUAAUCUUAACUUGUGGUGCUUUUGCUUGCUGUGAAAUAAGGCUUUCUUCUCUCUUCUUGUGUUGAAAACAACCCCUCACAAGUUUUUUGUUUUUAAUUUGGUUUAGUGUAUGUGUGUAUAUGUACAUAUAUAAACUUAACUUUUUUUAAAGCUCACCUAUUUAUCCUAUACAGCACACAACAGGGGUUUUUUAAAAGGUGCUGCUCUUUUCCCGUCUUGCCCCAAACCUAUUGUUUAAAUGAAAUAAUAAAUAAAAAGCUCCGAAAUUUUCA